Cryptosporidium muris RN66 is the source of this 1884-nucleotide messenger RNA. RefSeq lists its product as uncharacterized. The record is from RefSeq and is a predicted model, not a curated record. The coding region runs from base 1 to 1884 and encodes 627 amino acids. Lineage: Eukaryota; Apicomplexa; Conoidasida; Eucoccidiorida; Cryptosporidiidae. The transcript has a single exon.
AUGGAAAUAUAUGUAUCUCUAUAUUAUUUAAUAUAUGAUUUUGUAGGUUGGUAUAUUUCUAGAUAUGAUAAGAAUGAUAUAGGGAACUGUACUAAAUACUAUAUAGAAAUAUGGAAUAGAAUAACUGAAGUAAUGAAAGGCAAGAAUAGAUCAGAAUACACUGAAAUUCAAUCUUCUUUAAAUAUUAGAGUUGUUGAGAAUAUAUUUUCUUGCAUUGGUGCACUAGUAGGAUAUAGUACAAGUGAUGAAACUUUGAAAUCUAUUAUUAUAAGAACGGAAUUGAUGCUACUUGGGACACUAUUACCUAGCCAUUAUAUAAGAAAAAUCGAGGAAGAAUUUAAUGUAGAUAUAAGCAAAUGUGAUAUAUCUGAUUUAUACAUACAUUUAAGUAUAAUUGAUGAAGUAUGCAAUAUCUCAAAGAAGAAGUUUCCUUAUAUGUUGCGUAACCCUUUAAAUGGAAAACAUGAACCUGUUAAACUCAAGAAUGAAGAAUUCAAAGACAGAUUAUAUAUGGAAAGUUAUAGUUUGGCAAUUAUUGACUUAAUAAUGUUGAUACUAAAAAGUUAUAGUGAAAGCAUAAAGGAAACAAGUACAAGUACAAUUUGCUGUAACGAAAAUUUGAAGCUAAGCUUAUACUCUCUUCCACUCAUAAAUAUGACUAGAGCUCCAGAUUUAUCUAAUAGCCAGACUCAUAUUAAAGUUAUAGAAACAUUUAACAGCUUUAAGAUAAAAGAUAGAGAAGAUAUAUUUUGGAAGUGCCUAUUAUUUUGCAAAAUUUAUGAAAUUAUUUCUUCAUUACUGGAAACUACAGACAGUAAUAUAAAGUACCAGACUUUUUUAUUAGCUCAAAAAUUUAUAGAGGAAAUAUCAGAUGUCAAUAAAGUAGUUUUAAAUAAACACAAUUCUCUAUUAUUUUUGAUUUUACAGAGUGAAUGGGAUACUCUACUUCAAUCUCAAUUUCCUCACUCUCUAGAGAAUAACAUAUCAUUUUUUCAGUCAUAUUCAAGAUUUUUUACCCUAAUUCAACUAAUUUUUUUACGUGAGAUAUCUCAAAUUAAGGAUUAUGGAAAUCAAUUAACUAGUUUAUUACAUUAUUUUGAGAAUCAACUUUAUGUGAACUAUAUUGAUAUGCUUGUAUUCCUACUCAAUAGAAUUUAUGUUAUAGUAUCUACAAUGGAGAUUCGACAAAUUUCAAGUGAGCAGCAGACACUGGAUGAAAGAAGAGUAGAUGCUAAUUGUGAUAAAAGUAGUGCAUGGAAAAUAUUGCAAAUAUUCUUAAAGGAGCUAUAUCCAUUACUACUACCAUUACCAGAUAAUUCUACACUAUGUUUGCUUGUAUCGGCAUCAACGCAGCUAAAUUUUGAGUUAUGGUUAAAACUUUGUUUUGCAUCAUUUAAUACUCAAAUAACUAAUUAUCUAAAAGAAGAUUUAAUUCCAACAAACAAUACAAUUUACAAUGGUUUGCGCAUACUAUAUCAAUUAAUUUUGAUAUGUGAUAUAGAUAUAGUAGCUCCAUUUGUAAGUGAUAUUAUCUACCAAUUAUGGCUAUUAUUCAUUUAUAUAGAGCUAGAUAUGCUAUUUUCAAAGCAUUCAUCCGCAAAUCUUUGCAAUGAUACAGAGACAGCUGCAAACCUUUCAGAAAAUUUAAAUGAAUGUAUAAAGCUAGACAACUUUGGAGACAGCAGUGAAACUAUAGCUAUAAUUAAGAAGCUACAUGCUGAGGUAGCAAAUAUGUUAGCUAACAAAGUAGAAGCAAGUAUCCUCUAUCAAAUAAUUGAAACAAUAAACGAAGUCUCAAAGUCAGCAAAACACACAAACAAACGGGCGUACCAUUUGCUUAGUUCAUUUCGGAUGCUAUUUAGAGAUGAAAAUAUAAUACUGUGA